This is a messenger RNA of Astrephomene gubernaculifera, 2316 nucleotides long. NCBI's taxonomy places the organism in Eukaryota, Viridiplantae, Chlorophyta, Chlorophyceae, Chlamydomonadales, Astrephomenaceae. The record is from the annotation of a GenBank genome assembly.
CACCCCCGCCCUCUGGCCCCCCUCUUUUGCCUCCCAAGCUCUCCCCGCCCCCACCCCCGAUCACCUAUUGGGCCACAUCCGCUUCCACUGCAAAGGACCCUUUGGGCUCCAGCACCAGCGGGGGCUCGGUGGCUAAGCUGUUGGGGGCGCCCAAUGCCAAUGUCUUGAAGGCCGUAGCAAAGGGGGUCUGCAAGCCCGGGGACACCGCCAACCGAUGGAUUCCAUCACUCGAGACUCCUCGCACCGCGGUGCUGUACUUCAACCAGACCCCUGCUGCCAAGGUCAGCCGGGUGGGGGCGGUGGUGGCCUACGUGCUUAAUCGCGGAACCAUCGACCCAGCCAUCGCCUCCAUUGAGCUGCUGCUGCAGACGCCGAGUCAGCAGCAGCAGUGGGUCACCUUCUACACGGGCAGCAGCUCGGGCCAGCAGCUGACAUGCCCCGGGCUCAACCGCUUCCCAGUGUCUGCCGCCGCCCUGAAACCUCCGGUCUCUGCGGCUGUGUUCGCUGCGGCUGAGGUAAUGGGUGUACGGCUCAACGUCGGCGCUGGCGUCACCUCCGACAAGGCCAACUUGCCGCAGAUGGCGGCGGUGGGACUGCAGAUGGCGUAAGGGCGUUGUCGGCCCAGAUGAUGGAAGAUGAUGCCCUUACUUGCGUACCGUGUCAUUUGUUAUGCUUGCUUUGUACUCGCGUGCGUGUUUACGUCCUUAAGAGUUCGAUUCCCUUCUUAGUGUUCCGGUUCUGUGUGCUGCUGUGCGUGUCAGAGCAACCAAGUUGGUGGCGUGCUCAAGGCGGCGGUAGCGCCACCCGUGGGGUGUUUUUCUGCCGUUGUCCUCUGCACGCAUGCAUACAUGCACCGCUUGUCCCCGUGCAUGUAGGUCUGAAUAUUGUUCGUUGCCCGUCUUAAUCUGAUAGCCUCAUUAAUUGCUAUUAAAUGCUUGUGUCCGAGUUGUACGAGUUUAAAUAUCAUGCGAGCGCAUACGUGCUAUGCUACCGUACACUAUGCUUCCUAUGCUACCGUACACUUGCCCGUUCUUUGCGUGUGGGCAAUAAUCAGGAUGCCUAACCUUCCUUGGCUAGUGUUGUUAAGUUUGCCGCACUGUUUGUCGACGUCAUUACGUCGUUAUGCCUCUAAUUACAUGAUCUGCGUUGUCCUACUUUUUGGGUGAACCUCCCGCUGUGAAGCGGCUUUGAGCAGUACGAUAUUGUCACUACUUGACCGGGCACUAGUAUUACGUGUUUACCUGGUUGUUUGCCAGGAUUCCAGGUGCCUAACAAACUUGCUUGUGUAGUUCUUGGGAUUAUUACCUGCCCUAAGUAGGUUGCUGGUCAGGGAUGCAGCGAGGUUUCCUGGUUGGGCGGAGCCCCUGCCCUCGACAAUGAUAACCAAGGACUAGGACUAUACCAUUUAUUAUAAAUGGACAAACUGGUCGACGUUGCCUUUGCCUGGGGUGUUGGCUUCGCUGGCGCCUGUUGUGUGCAAGUCGUGUUACUAGGACCAACUGUCCAACUGUCUCGCAAAGUUGGUGUAAGGAACGGCCUGAGUUGUUGGUUUAACUUCGUAUAACGGGUUAUUAUAUUCGCUCGUUUUGCCAGUACUUGCGGUGCGCUUGCCCGUAUUUCGCGAUUUGGUCGUUAGUUCGUUGUCUUCCCUGGAGUCGUAAAUCUUGGGCCGGCUUGUUGCUGCCGAGAGCGUCUGGUUAGGAAGCGGAAGUUAUACUGGAGGAUACUGGUUAUGUGGCGUCCCGGCGCCAGCGGCGCGGGCGGCACCAUCCGGAAAUUUUUCGCGACUGUGAUGGAGCCCACGCCAAGCUAGCUGUGCCCAGGAACGUGUGAUAGCAGGAGGAGGUGCGCCACAGCACUCGUAUGGGGAUGAACGUACUGCGCCCUUGACCGCUAGCCCUGUGGUCUUCUGCUGCCGUACUGCUGAAAGGGGAUGGUUUAGUGCUAACUAUUGAGAUACGCGUGCGGAAGCGUCCUUUGGAUAGUUUGCUGCUAAUUAGAGAGAUACGCGUGCGGAAGCGUCUUUACUGCUGAACGGGAGAUAGUUUGCUCUAACUAUUGAGAUAACGCGUGCGGAAGCAUCUUUGCUGCUAUCGGGCGAAACGGGUUAUGGAUAACGCUGCUUAGACCAGGGCGAUGCAGGCGCCUGGCUGUUGCCGACGCUUGCCGGUUAGAGAGAUAGAAACGUAGCCGUUACUUAGCUGCCGUAGCACCGCUGAAGCCGCCGCUGCUGCCGGUUGGCUCCACUGAUCCUGCCGUGCUUGGAUAGGGCCCUGGGGAGCGACCUGGAUGCUGUAAGGGACAGAACCUGCACAA